CUCGUCUCGUACUCCCCACUAGACUCUAGAGCUCGACCUGCUCUGAUGGCCUUGCAAUAAUGUCUGCUUCUCAAGUGAAACACGACGGCGAAUCCAAAACGGAUAUGGACGGACAAGAGAGAAUUGCCUUCCGUGACAAGGAGGUCGAAAACGAGCAGUCUGAUCAGAACGAUGACCAGACAGCACGUACGACGCUUCGCGAUGCCGACCCUUCGUCAACGGCCGUGUCAGCAAGGCAAGGUACAAAACGGCGGCGCAGUUUUAUUGUGUGGUCAAAACUACCAUCCGUCCGUCCGUUCUACGGUAUUGCGCAGGACAUUCGGUCCCGCGCUCCAUACUACGUCAGUGAUUGGACCGAAGCGUGGAACUAUAGAGUUGUUCCGGCGACUUUAUUGAUAUUUUUCGCAAACGUGUUGCCUGGUAUCGCGUUCUCGCUAGACUUGAUAGAGACCACGAAUCAAUAUGGAGUUGCGGAAGUACUGCUAUCUUCCUUCAUGGCUGCCUUCAUAUUUUCCAUCUUUGGCGCCCAGCCGCUUUGUAUUGCGGGCGUCACAGGACCCAUCACUGUCCUGAACAAGACCAUUUUUGAUAUUAUUAAAAAUCAGGACGAUGCCCCAGACUACCUACAGUUUGUAGGCUGGGUGUAUCUUUGGGGAGCUAUACUGCAUUGGAUAACCGCAGCUCUGAACUGGUGCAAUUUCCUCAAAUAUGUCACCCGGUUCUCAUGCGAUACAUUCGGGUUCUUUGUAUCCUGGGUGUACCUUCAGUACGGCGUGCAGGUCGUGACUCGCCAGUUCAGUCACUCGUCAAUCGACGGAGCUUUCGUGCAAAUAAUCCUCGCGCUCGUUAUGCUCGUGGCAUGUUUCCUAUUCCAGUCGCUCGCACGCACAACCUAUUUCCAUAGACACGUCCGUCGCUUCUUUGAUGAUUAUGGCAUGCCAAUCUCGCUCGUCGCUACGACGGGUUUAGCUUAUUGGGGCCGUUUCAAUACUGCUAACCCCGAAACGUUGCCUAUUUCUGGCGCAUUCCAGCCUGCCGGCGGACGCGACUGGCUCGUUCGCUUUUGGGAGUUGCCGGGUAAAUGGGUCGGAAUUGCCUUCCCGUUUGGCUUCGUUCUAUGGGUCCUGUUCUUCUUUGAUCACAACGUCUCCUCGCUCAUUGCACAAGGUUCCGAGUUUCCCUUGCGUAAACCACCUGGCUUCCACUACGACUUCUUCCUUCUCGGGAUCACGACAUUCAUUGCCGGCCUUCUCGGUGUCCCAGCACCGAACGGACUCAUUCCGCAGGCUCCCAUACAUACUACCUCUUUGCUUAUAAUGGGAAGAAACCGAAAAGACGACAUUGAAGAUCCAUCCAGCAGUGCAGGUCCAAGCAAGAGCGAGAAACGCGCAGAUGGACCGUACCCUGAACCCGAUCCCAGUCCUGCUUAUCAUGAGGUGCCUAUUGGAGUUGUUGAACAACGCGUUUCGAAUCUCAGCCAAGGAUCUAUGUGUCUUAUCCUUCUUACUGGCCCGUUCUUGCAUAUCCUGCAUCUUAUCCCUCGAGGUGUACUUGCUGGGCUUUUCUGGUUCAUGGGAGCGGAUGCUCUGCAAGGAAACGGAGUUACGACGAAGAUGCUUUACCUCAUUCGGGACAAACACCUUACGCCUCUGGAUGAACCGCUUCGCAAAGUCCGGCCAUCCCGUAUCAUUCUUUUCACGUUGAUACAAUUAAUUGGAUUCGGAGCAACGUUUGCUAUCGUGCAGACCAUAGCAUCAAUUGGAUUUCCCAUUAUAAUUCUUCUGCUCAUUCCUCUCCGAACAUCUAUUGUUCCUCGGUUGCCUUUCACAGAGGAAGAACUUGCUAUUCUUGAUGGACCGACCGCAUCGCCAUUCACGAUGGAAUCUGUUGGUGGUUCUCUAUGACUUGACGAACUCCAAUGACAAAUAUGACGAACCCGAUUUUCUCAGUGGAGAGGAGGAAAAAGAUGUUUUUGUUUUGGAUGAUAAAUAGGAUUGCAUUUUUUGGAAUUGGAAUAUUGGUAUGUGUAAAUUGAUAUGGAAUGGAACACAGACUAGCAGCCAGUGUUGUCGACUCUUGAGUUUAGAAGUAAAGCAACGAUUAACCCGUAUAAGCCCAACACCUCUGCGAAGAUGAGGAUGAGGACCAUUGAGACGAAGACUUUUGAUUCGUGCACGUAUGCUCGUACACAUGAAUCGCCAACGAUACCAAUGGCGUACCCCGCCGCAAGUCCUGUUAAUCCGCAAGCUAGUCCAGCGGAAAGGUGUAGGAAACCGCUGUACAAUGAGUAGUCCUCUGUGGGGCUCAGACCGCCAGCGAUGAGGACGGAGACCACUAGUCCGUAGACUGCGAUGAUACCAGACAUGACGACCGGGAUAAGUGACUUCAUGAUCAACUCUGGUUUGAAGGUGCCCAGACCGGCGAUGCCUAUGCCUGCUUUUGCAGUUCCGUACGCGGCCCCGACAGUGCUGAAUAUCAUUGAAAGGGACACGCCCGCGAAGCCGAAGAACGGCGCGUAUGGUGGACAGACAGACAUAAUGGGAAUAAGAGGUAAAGCCGAAACAAAGGGAGAGAAGAACUAUGUAGUGCAACCCCCUAGGUGUCGAGGUUGGAGGAAGA
Fomitiporia mediterranea MF3/22 is the source of this 2619-nucleotide messenger RNA. RefSeq lists its product as uncharacterized. Gene Ontology annotation, biological process: borate transport; transmembrane transport; monoatomic ion homeostasis. The transcript has 15 exons. Gene Ontology annotation, cellular component: fungal-type vacuole; plasma membrane. Lineage: Eukaryota; Fungi; Basidiomycota; Agaricomycetes; Hymenochaetales; Hymenochaetaceae. The coding region runs from base 60 to 1904 and encodes 614 amino acids. The record is from RefSeq and is a predicted model, not a curated record. Gene Ontology annotation, molecular function: solute:inorganic anion antiporter activity; borate efflux transmembrane transporter activity.